Molecule: messenger RNA, 899 nt
Organism: Phalaenopsis equestris
Lineage: Eukaryota; Viridiplantae; Streptophyta; Magnoliopsida; Asparagales; Orchidaceae
Exons: 1
Source: RefSeq, a predicted model, not a curated record
AAGAAGUGGAUGGAGCUUACUGGGAGAGAUCUGAACUUUCACAUACCGCCUGAAGCUAGUGACUUUGGAUCAUGGAGAAAUCUUCCUGUCGUAGAUAUUGAGCCCGAUCGACCUUCUCCUCUGCUGAAACAUGGCUCUUCUAGGAGAUUGCAAAAUGGUUCAGGGUUGAAUCUUCUAAAUCAUGAUCAUGAUUCUGAUGCGAUGGACUUAUCUCUUCAUUCAAACAAACGCAGGAAGGAUUCCUUCUCCCAAUCUAUGGAGGAAGAUUGUUGCUUUCUCCCAAAUUCUCAUCCAGAUAGGUCUCAGGAUAUGGAAAUUCAUUCAAUCGAGCCAUCAUGGAUCAAUGAUUUCAGUGGUGUGAUGAGAAGCGCUUGUGGUCCUGUUACUGCAGCAAAAACAGUGUAUGAAGAUGAUGAAGGUUAUCUCAUAAUGGUCAGCCUCCCCCUUUCUGAUCAGCAAAGAGUGAAGGUAUGUUGGAGAAAUGAUCUCACUCAUGGAAUAGUGAAGAUUUCUUGUGUUAGCACGUCUCGAAUGCCUUAUAUAAAGAGACAUGAUCGAACAUUCAAGCUCACAGACCCUUCUCCUGAGCAUUGCCCUCCUGGGGAGUUUGUCAGAGAGAUAUCACUGGCCACUCGGAUACAUGAAGAUGCUAAGAUAGAGGCAUAUUAUGAUGAGACUGGAACUGUUCUAGAGAUAAUGGUUCCUAAGCAUGGUUCUGAGCCUGAAGAACAUGAAGUUCAUGUUUCUCUUCGUCCUCCACAUCUUGGAACUAAUGAUCUUAUGCUGAUUUGAAAGCUUCAGAUUCAUGGUUUCAUAUUUGGUUGCUGUGAUUAACUACUUCUAAAUUAGUUAAGUCAUCAUGAAGCUUGACUUAGCUGAAUAGAUUCUAAUCUUGCUCA